Alternaria ventricosa is the source of this 387-nucleotide messenger RNA. RefSeq lists its product as uncharacterized. Lineage: Eukaryota; Fungi; Ascomycota; Dothideomycetes; Pleosporales; Pleosporaceae. The record is from RefSeq and is a predicted model, not a curated record. The transcript is spliced from 2 exons. Bases 1 to 387 code for a protein of 128 amino acids.
AUGCCGAAUCUAGAAGAACUUAUGAAGACGCCAGAGGAGUUUUACGACGAAAUUGACUAUGAGGUCAAUCGGAUGAUUGACAUCCAUCUGACACAAUCAGAGUGCGUGAUCACUGCGAAGAGGGCUCAGCGUCAACUUGAGGCUGAAUACAAUGCGAAUGUGAGAGAUUUAGAGGAUGAGAGGAGAGUAAGGAGGAGAUUGAAUGAUGCGGCGAGUGGAGACGUGCCUGAGAUCACCGUACAGUCUCCAUCUUCUGCAGACCAGUCGGAGGCCAAUCUGGUUCCCGAGGAAGAGACAACACAAGAGGAUGAGCCGGAUAUGGGUAUGCUCGGCUACCGUCCGACAGCAUCACACUUAAGCCCAGAUUCCGUCAUCGGCACAGAGUAA